Molecule: messenger RNA, 873 nt
Organism: Menidia menidia (Atlantic silverside)
Lineage: Eukaryota; Metazoa; Chordata; Actinopteri; Atheriniformes; Atherinopsidae
Source: the annotation of a GenBank genome assembly
AUGCCCAGACAAGAUGGUACUGUUGCCAUAGUGACAGGAGGAGGCAGGGGAAUCGGCUAUGAGGUAGUUCGCCACUUGGCCAGACUGGGGGCGCACGUUAUCAUAGGUGGGAGGGAUGAGCUGGAGGGUCUUGCAGCCAUCAGGAGGAUCUGUGACGAGUACAAGGAGGCCAAAGUUGAGUUCAAGAAGUUGGACCUAGCCUCUCUGCAUUCUGUUCGUCAAUUUGCGCAGAACUUCAAGGAGAGGAAGCUGCCAUUAAAUAUUUUGGUGAAUAAUGCGGGUGUGAUGCUGGUUCCUGAGGGUCGUACUGUCGAUGGAUUUGAACGGCACUUUGGAGUGAACUACCUUGGCCACUUCCUGUUGACCUGGCUCCUCCUGGAUACACUGAAGGGUUCUGGGAAGUGUGGUUCCAUCUCCCGUGUGGUCAACGUCUCAUCAUCAGCCCAUUGCAUUGGGGAGAUCAGACUAGAUGACUUGAACAGUUGCCAACAUUAUUCAGCUCACGCUGCCUAUUGCCGCAGUAAACUGGCCCAGCUGUUAUUUAGCAGACAGCUGCACCAGGAGAUGCAGCGUGGAGGUUUCCCUGUGAGUUCCUGUGCUGUGGAUCCUGGGAUGGUGGAUACUGCUCUCUAUUGUCAUCUCUGGACACCUCUCCGUCUCGCACAGAGUGUCGUCGCCUGCGUGCUUUUUAGGACUCCUGCAGAGGGUGCUGCCACUGUGCUGUCAGCUGCUUUGUCACCAAACCCGGACGGGGACUGUGGAGGAGGCUACUGGGCCAAUGGGUGCAGGGAAAUGUCAACGCCACCAACUUCUGAGCCACAGCUUCAGCUGAGCUUAUGGGAAAUCAGCAUCCAGUUGCUGAGCCUACACUAG